GAUAAUUUGGAGGGAUUAGGAUUGGAGGAACCUCUCGUUAGACGCUAUCUCGCUCUUCCUCAUAAACAUACAUAUUACCUCUUUCCUCGUCAGGUCCACGUUGCCACUGACUUUCCUUUCUGAAUCACGCGGCUACCGAUCAGCCACGCAAAGUUGUACUAGCAUUAGCGCCUGCUUGUACCCAUCAUCUUUACGCAGCUGGGCACUAUCAUAGUAUAGUAACCUUAGAGCGGCUUGGACCUUGCCACCGUUGACGCAAACAGUCAUAUCAUAGCAAGCAGCACCACCUGAUCCGCGACCUUUGGAAGUCUAUUCUGCUGGAAGGACCCUUGCUCCGGUGUUUAUACAACACUAUAAGAUAUCCCCGAUUCUCAUAAAAUUUUCACUACUAUCAUCCGCAAAACGUACACCCCACGCAACAAUUUCACCAUGGAGUCAGUCGCAUCACAUAACUAUACGACCCAGAGCUCUCCGAGUUUCACCAGAUUCGGCGAUCUCCCACCAGAGCUUCGCAUUAAGAUAUGGCAAACUGCUAUGCCUGAAGCGCGAACAGUCGUUGUCAACUCACCUCUCUCCCACAAAGAAACCUCUCCACAAUCACUCGAAAAUGCUUUACUACAACAAAAUGACGAUGCCGAGGCAUGGACGUCCCAUACUGAGAUUCCUGCUCUCCUUCACGUCAAUGCUGAAGCUCGUCAUGAGGCCUUGAUACAUUAUCAACUGUCCUUUGGUGUGGGACAGCACUCACCAAGAAUUUAUAUCGAUUUUUCGAAAGACACACUCUUCAUUGGCAACGCGGAGCUUACGCCAGGUCGCUCACCGCUAUGGGCCAAAACGACAGAUUUGGAAAAGUUAGAGAGACUUGCAGUGGUCCCCGAAGGUGCAUGGAGAGUGCUACGCUAUAAAAGGGUCAAUUUCGACAGACUACAGAAGUUGAUCUUCGUCCAUGACAUCUUGAAUUCAAAACUGAGCCCUACUUCCCAAUUGGUGGAAGACGAGGCACUAGAUGAGGUUGAGGAAUUGGUAGAGCGCAUCGAGCAGGCACAACGAUCAUCACCAGUGGUACAACAAUCAGAGGAGGAAAUGAAGAAGCGAAUGCAAGCUGCACGCGAGGAAUUGGAUACUUUGAUGAUGGUACUACCGACCCAGUGGGAGAAGGAGCCCAUCAUCGCGACCGCUAUAUUUGCAUAGAGGAACAGGACGCGCGGAUUUGAAGCUGUACAAUUAUCCACGACUUGCACGAUUUUCUUACAUUUUCAGACGAUACCCGAAGAUCAAUACCACGAUCGCUACUCAAAUGAUGAAUGAAAUACCAAUCUCUUCAUAAAGACAAUACCAAGUUCAUCAAAUCUUUCAACUCAAUCACAACUGCACAGUGACCCUAUUGUUUGCUUCUCACUCUGUUCUGCAAAACUACCUGCCCAAAGCGCACCAUGUGG
Molecule: messenger RNA, 1439 nt
Organism: Truncatella angustata
Lineage: Eukaryota; Fungi; Ascomycota; Sordariomycetes; Amphisphaeriales; Sporocadaceae
Exons: 1
Coding region: 430-1191 (253 amino acids)
Source: RefSeq, a predicted model, not a curated record